UCCCCACUUCUUCAUUCACUGAAGUUAUAAGAAACAAAAGGAAUACAUAGAAAAUAAAGGAGAAGGUAAGAAGAGAAAGGUUGUGAGUUUGUGAGAGAUGGGGAGGGGAAAGAUUGAGAUCAAAAGGAUUGAGAACUCGAGCAACAGGCAAGUUACAUAUUCAAAGAGGAAGAAUGGGAUCCUUAAGAAGGCAAAGGAAAUUAGUGUUCUAUGCGAUGCUCAAGUUUCCCUUAUCAUCUUUGGUGCCUCUGGAAAGAUGCACGAAUACAUCAGCCCCUCCACCACGCUGAUUGACAUCCUAGACAGAUACCAAAGAGCCUCUGGGAAGACCCUCUGGGACGCCAAGCAUGAGAACCUCAGCAAUGAAAUUGAUAGACUCAAAAAAGAGAAUGACAGCAUGCAAAUUGAGCUCAGGCACUUGAAAGGGGAAGACAUUACGUCACUGAAUUACAAGGAACUGAUGGCUCUAGAGGAUGCCCUUGAAAAUGGCCUCAAUGGUGUCCGUGAGAAAAAGGUGGAAGUGCACAGGAUGUUCAAGAGAAAUCAGCAACAUUUGGCAUUAGAAAGCGUGGGAAACAUGCAUGGACAGUGGAUUUGA
This is a messenger RNA of Vigna umbellata (rice bean), 598 nucleotides long. The record is from RefSeq and is a predicted model, not a curated record. NCBI's taxonomy places the organism in Eukaryota, Viridiplantae, Streptophyta, Magnoliopsida, Fabales, Fabaceae.